AAUAAUAUGAGUAAUUUCCCUUGAAAAAAUGGCGGAGAAGAGGCUGCGCCGCUCUGCGGCGAAGAUAAUUAGUUGAUUUUGUACAACACAGUUAUUCUAAGAAUUGUCCAGACUGGUAUUGAAACCCUUCAGAUGCGACUCAGUCUAAACAAGCAUGGCUGCUCCAGACUUAGAUGUAAUCAAAGACAUUCCUGGGUACAAAGUUAUCCUAAAGGCAGUUGUAAAAAACCAAAUUCAGCAGUUGGUGGAACAACUUGCUGCUCAUACAGAUGAAGAGUCGAUCAUUCUAACAGCAAGUGUUGCUGAUGGCACUCUCAGCCAUAUUGGAUCAGAAUCCGGCAAAUCCUUCUUGGAAGAUAAUGAAGAUGUUAAGUCACAAUUCCUCGGUUUCUGUCUUAAAUAUCAUCAUAAAAAGAAACAACAGGAGAAAGAAAAAGAAAGAUUGCUGCAGGAACAGCAACAGUUGCAGCUGCAGCAACAACAAUUACAACAACAACAACUGCAACAAAUGAUGUCACCAUCCAGAUUUAGUGGAGGGCCUCGAUUUAUGCCCUCACGUUCACCCAGACAGUAUUCCCCACGAUUCUCAUCUCGAUCUCCCGGUAUGCGUCAUGAACCUUACCCCUCAGCUCGCCCUCCUCGGCGACCAUUAAAUCUAGACCAAGCGUCCGGUGCUAAUAAGAACACAGGUGCAAUGAAAAUUCCAAUAGGAAAUAACGGACAGGUGAUAAAAAUUGAACCUGAGGAUGACGAAUCUUCAAAUCAAAGUGCAACUGACACUACAAAUGUUCCAUCGGCUUCCGGCACAGCCGGAACUACACAACCAUCUGCAUCUCCAUCUCAUUCCUCUGCCCCAUCCACACCAGCAAACGUUAAAUCAGAAUCCGGCGAUAAAGAUGACGAUGAUAAUAAAUCUGAGUCGUCUGCAACGGGUACAACACCUCAACCAACUACAGAAGGACUGAACUUACAAUCUGACCUUUCAGAUAUGAUCUCUAGUGGUGGGGAUAAUUCAGAUUUGGAUAAAGCAGGGACUUCAGCUGGGGCAGAGGGAACAGAUAGCGAACCUUUUAAUGUAAAACUGGAAGCUAUUAGUGAAUCUGAUAUGGAAUUAGAAAUUACGGGUGUUGAACCCGGAAGACCAGCAGUGCCUCAAUAUGAUGUGUCAAUGGGUAUGCCCUUUGACCCUUCCACUUCUGGAAUAGAUAGCCCGGGGCAACAAGGCUACAAUAUUGGUUUAACAGAACCUACAAAGAGGUACCACUGCCAAAUUUGUGAAAAGUCAAUGCAGAGUCCAUUUGCAUUGAAGAUGCAUAUGAGAGUUCAUACAGGAGAUCGACCUUACAAGUGUAGAGUGUGCGGGAGAGGAUUUACGCAGAAAGUGCACCUGCAGUCACACAUGCUCAGACAUAUGUCCAUUCAAAAUUGAUUUCUAAGUUAUAUGCAGGUGAGGAUUUACACAGGAAGUGCUCUACAAUCCCACAUGUUCACAUAUUUUUUUUUAUAUGUCUAUUCAAGUUAACGUUUAUAUGAUAUACGGGUCAGCAUUUACACAGAAAGUGUUCUACAAUCGAGUUUGCUCACAUAUAUGUCCAUUCAAAAUUGAUGUGUAAGUUGUAUGUGGGAAAGGAUUUAAGGAGGAAGUACGUGCUCACAAAAAUGUCCAUUCAAAAAUGAUUUAUGCUGUAUGCGGGAAAAUAUUUACAUGGAAAGUGCACUUACAGUCACACAUAUAUCCAUUCAAAUUUGACUUGUACAAAACGUGUUGAAGGGUUUACACAAACUGCUAUUCAAAAGUGAAUGUAAUUAUGGUAUGUUUGUGCAUGUUACUUGUAAUCAAUGUAACGGGACUACCUGAGUGUGCAUCUGAUAGGAAUUUCUCUGGAAGUGCAGUUUUUCAGUUGAAAGUGCCAAGUAAUUUGAAACCAGGGGCUUGCUUUAAUGCCUUCUCACACUUCAGAUUGAUUGUUAUAUUGAAAACACACAAUCACACAUUGCAAAUCGAGGGGUGAAUGCGAAAAAGUUCUAAGAGCUUCUUUAUUUAUAUGCAUUUAGAACUCUUUCACAUUCACCCUACGAAAUGAGAAUAUUAAGCCACAGGACUUGUUUCUUUUACAUACAACAUAAGUGUUGUUACAAAUGCCUGCAUUUAGUGGCUGUUAUUGCCAUAUUUGAUUGGUUUCAUCCCACUGCAUAUACUGUUUCAUUGACAAUAAUACUCUUGUCCUGUUAGAACUAUUAUUGCCAUAUUUAGUCAUGUUUGUCCUGUUGCAGAUAUUAUUUCACUGACAAUUAAAUGCAUGGUCUUGUAUUCUUGUUCUGUUAGAACUAUUGCCACAUUUCAUUAUGUUUGUCCUGUUGCGUAUAUUAUUAUGGCAAUAAAACAUAUAUUUUUAUGUUCUUAUUCUGUAAUAACUUUCCUUGCCAUUUUUAAUUACUUUUGCCCUGUUGCAGAUAUCAUACUGACAAUAAAACGCAUAUUCUUGUAUUCUUGUUCUGUUAGAACUAUGAUUGCCAUAUGUAAUUACGUUGGCCCUGUUGCAGAUAUUAUUAUGAUAAUAAAAUGCAUAUUCUUAUGUUUUUGUUCUGUUAGAACUGUUCUUGCCUUUUAGCUCACCUGAGCACUUCUGCUCAAGGAGAGCUUUUGUAAUUGUCCUGUGUCUGUCAUCAAUUGUCUGUCAUCGUCUGUUGUCAAUAAUUUGACUAUUAACACUCUAGAGGUCACAAUUUUGGCCCAAUCUUCCAAAUCUAUGAAACUUGGUCAGAAUGUUAAUCUUGAUGAUCUUUAGGUCAAGUUCAAAUCUAGGUCAAAGUGGGAUCAAAAACUAGGUCACCAGUUCCAAAAAUCAAAGGAAAAGCUAGUUAACACUCUAGAGGCCAUACUUAUGACUAUAUCUUCAUUGAACUUGGAUAGAAUGUUAACCUUGAUGAUCUUUAGGUCAAGUUUGAAUCUGGGUCAUAUGGGGUCAAAAACCAGUUCAAAUCAAAGGAAAAGCAGGUUAAUACUCUAGAGGCCACAUUUAUGACCAUAUAAUUAAUGAAUCAUGGUCAGAAUGUUAAUCUUGAUGAUGUUUAGGUCAAGUUCCAAUUUCGGUCAGGUGGGGACAAAAACUAGGUCACCAGGUCAAAUCAAAGGUAAAGCUUGUUAACACUCUAGAGACCUAAUUUUAAGUUUGAAACUCAUGAGAAUUGAUUAGAAUGUUUGUCUUGAUGACCUCUUGGUCAUCUUCGAAUCUGGGUCGUAUUGGGUCAAAAACUGGGUCACCAAGUCAAAUGAAACAAAGCUUGUUAACAAUCUAGAGGUCACAUUUAUGACUGUAUCUUCAUGAAACUUGGUCAGAAUGUUAAUCUUGAUGAUCUUCAGGUCAAGGUGGAAUUUGGGUCAUGUGGGAUGAAAAGCUAGGUCACCAGGUCAAAUCAAAAGAAAAGCUUGUUAACACUCUAGAGACCUUAUUAAUGACCAUAUCUAAAUGAAACUUGGGUCAGAAUAUUAAUGUUGAUUAUCUUAAGGUCAAGUACUAAUCUGGGUCAAGUGGGGUCAAAAACUAGGUCACCAGGUCAAAUCAAAGGUUACCAGUGUAGAGACCACAUUAAUGACUUUAUCUUCAUGAAACUUGGUCAGAAUGUUAAUCUUUAUGAUCUAUAGGUCAAGUUUGAAGCUGGGUCAUAUGGGGUCAAAAUCUAGGUCAAUAGGUCUGAUCAAAGGAAAAGCUAGUUAACACUCUAGAGGCCACAUUUAUAAUCAUAUCUUAAUGAAACUUGGUUAGUAUGUUAAUCUUGAUGACCUUUUAGUCAAGUUCCAAUCUGGGUCAGGUUAGGUAACCAGUUUAAAUCGAAGGUAAAGCUUGUUAACACUCUAGAGACCAAAUUUUAAGUUUGAAACUCAUGAGAAUUGAUUAGAAUGUUUGUCUUGAUGACCUCUUGGUCAACUUCGAAUCAGGGUCAUAUUGGGUCAAAAACUGGGUCACCAGGUCAGAUUAAAUGAACAGAUUGUUAACACUCUAGAUGCCACAUUUAUGACUGUCUUCAUGUAUCUUGCUCAGAAUGUUAUUCUUGAUGACCUUUAGGUCAAGUUUUCAGGUGAAUGAUACAGGGCCUUCAAGGCCCUCUUGUUUUAAAGACUUUUCACUCUGUUGCAGAUAUCUAUAUAUUAUUAUGACGAUAAAACGUAUAUUUUUAUGUUCUUGUUCUGUAAUAACUUUUCUUGCCAUUUUUAAUUACUUUUGCCCUGUUGCAGAUAUCACACUGACAAUAAAAUACAUGUCCUUGUAUUCUUGUGAUGUAAAAACUAUUUUGUAAUACUGGCAUUUAAUUACAUUUGUCCUGUUGCAGAAAUUAAACUGACAGUGGAACGUCUGUUAUUGUAUUCUUGUUCUGUUGGAAUUAUUAUUGCCUAAUCGAAUUACCUUCAUCCUGUUGCAGUAUGACAAUAAAGCGCAUGUUCUUGAA
Messenger RNA from Mercenaria mercenaria, 4449 nucleotides. RefSeq names its product sal-like protein 3. Gene Ontology annotation, biological process: regulation of transcription by RNA polymerase II; cell fate commitment. The coding region runs from base 155 to 1429 and encodes 424 amino acids. NCBI's taxonomy places the organism in Eukaryota, Metazoa, Mollusca, Bivalvia, Venerida, Veneridae. The transcript is spliced from 5 exons. Gene Ontology annotation, cellular component: cytoplasm; nucleus. Gene Ontology annotation, molecular function: histone deacetylase binding; DNA-binding transcription factor activity, RNA polymerase II-specific; RNA polymerase II cis-regulatory region sequence-specific DNA binding. The record is from RefSeq and is a predicted model, not a curated record.